AUGGCCAAGUCCAACCUGGACCUAGUCCGCGAAUGCGACAAUUUCCCCUACUACGACGACAACCCGGCCGCCUACACAGAGAACCUGCAGAACUACUACGCCUUCCGGGUAACGGGGUACGAUGCGACACUCGGAUACAUUUUAAAUACAGUGGUGGACAAGUUCCCCUGGCCGAAGGACUGCUGGAGCAUUGACUCCGCCGCCCGCACAGUCACAUUGGUGCCAUUGCCGGGCGCGAACGCCGCCCAGCGCAGCAAGCUGGUGGCACAGAGCAUUGCCGAUGCAGUCAAACAGGGCAACUUCGAGUUGCUGAAGGGAUGGCGCAAUGAGAUGUAUCCUGUCUACGGACCGGGCGGCGAAUUCUUGUUGGAGAUGGAGCGCAGCGCGUCACCACUAUUCGGCAUCGUCAGCUACGGCGCCCAUAUGACGGGAUACGUGGAUAGCCCGUCCGGCCCGAAGAUCUGGGUGCCGCGUCGCGCAAAGAAUAAGCAAACAUACCCCUGUAUGCUGGAUAAUACCGUCGCGGGCGGGAUGUGCACGGGCGAGAUACCCUCUGAGUGCAUCGUCCGUGAGGCCAUGGAGGAGGCCUCGCUGCCAGAAUCGGUUGUGCGCGCCAAUGUCGUCCCUCGUGGCUGUGUGACUUAUACACAUGUUCGGGAUGCACGCGCGGGCGGCGAGACCGGCCUGAUACAGCCCGAGGUUGAGUAUGUCUACGACUUGAAGCUUGAUCCGAGCGUUGUCCCUCAGCCUUGUGACGAUGAGGUCGAAGAGUUCCAACUGUUGUCUGUAUCCGAGGUCAAGGAGGCGCUCAGCCGCGGCGAGUUCAAGCCUAACUGCGCCAAUAUCAUGAUUGAUUUCUUCGUUCGCCAUGGCAUUCUCACCCCCGAGAACGAGCCGGACUAUCUUGAGAUCGUUGCGCGCUUGCACCGCCGCAUGGAUCACCCGACUGCGUCGCAUUGCAAGUAG
Molecule: messenger RNA, 966 nt
Organism: Penicillium lagena
Lineage: Eukaryota; Fungi; Ascomycota; Eurotiomycetes; Eurotiales; Aspergillaceae
Product: thiamine pyrophosphokinase-related protein
Exons: 2
Coding region: 1-966 (321 amino acids)
Molecular function (GO): 8-oxo-dGDP phosphatase activity
Source: RefSeq, a predicted model, not a curated record